This is a messenger RNA of Doryrhamphus excisus (bluestripe pipefish), 5525 nucleotides long. RefSeq names its product contactin associated protein 2b (gene cntnap2b). The record is from RefSeq and is a predicted model, not a curated record. NCBI's taxonomy places the organism in Eukaryota, Metazoa, Chordata, Actinopteri, Syngnathiformes, Syngnathidae.
CUACCUUUCAGCGGUGGGAAGAAAGAGCUAGCUUCUUGCUGUGUCACCGAACAACACAAAAUAUCACCAUUGUCUCGGAACUACAACAGAAAAUAAGCUUUUUUUCCACCGGACAACACAAAAAAAUAUCACGGGCUCACACGGGAAAUAUCAGCAUUGUGAGUUGUUUGGUCUAUCCGAUAAUGAUGUCUUCUGUGCUGUUGCCAGUCCUGUGUAGCAUCAUCAUCACCUGCAAGGCUGCAUCCUCUGUUUCACGGCGGUGCGAGGACAUUCUGGCCACGCCUCUUCCCUACAGCUCCUUCACCAGCUCAUCAGUGUACGGCCAAAGCUACGGAGCCGGUUAUGCCAAGCUGAACCGCAACCAAGGUGCUGGAGGCUGGUCUCCAUCAGACACAGACCGUUACCAGUGGUUACAGGUGGACUUGGGUGCGAGAAAGCAGGUUGUUGCCAUAGCGACACAGGGCCGCUAUAGCAGCUCUGAUUGGACCAGCAAAUACCAACUUCUUUACAGUGACACGCAAAAAAACUGGAGGCCUUAUCUACAAGAUGGGAACAUCUGGACGUUUGAGGGUAACGUGAACAGCGAGGGCGUGGUUCGUUACCAGCUGCAGCACACCAUUCUGGCCCGCUACAUCCGCUUUGUCCCACUUCAAAAGAGCCAAGGGGGGCGCGUCGGAGUACGCGUGGAGCUUUACGGCUGCUCGUACUGGGCUGAUGUGAUCAGUUUUGACGGCCAUGGAAUCAUCCCCUACCGCUUCAGAAGUAAAAAGAUGAAGAUUGCCAAGGAUGUCAUUGCUCUCAAAUUUAGAACCACAGUUGGAGAUGGCGUGCUGCUCCACGGAGAGGGACAACAAGGAGACUACAUUUCUCUGGAGCUUCAAAGGGCUCGGCUUCAGCUGAGCAUCAACCUUGGCAGUAACCAGUAUGGCUCUAUCCAGGGUCAUACGUCUGUGACCAGUGGAAGUUUACUUGAUGACGACCACUGGCACAACGUCGUCAUACAGCGUUACCGAAGGAACGUCAACUUCACCCUGGAUCAUCAUGUUCAUAAUUUCAGGACCAAUGGAGAGUUUGGCCACCUGGACUUGGACUAUGAGAUUAGCUUUGGGGGGUUGCCUCCAUCAGCAAAGUCGAGCUCAGGGGGUGGAGAGAACUUCGUGGGCUGCAUGGAGGGGAUCACCUACAAUGGCGACAACAUAACCAACUUGGUCCGCAGAGGGAAAGUGGACACGUCCAGCUUUCGCAACCUCACAUUUUCAUGUGCCGAGUCCAACUCCUUCCCCGUCUUCUUCAAUUCCUCAUCCUUUCUGCAGUUGCCUGGUCAGACUGACAGUGACACCCUGUCUGUCAGUCUGUCUUUCAGGACGUGGAACCCAAAUGGACUGCUGCUUUUCACAGCCCUGGCCGAUGGCUGGGUGGAGGUGGGAAUGACAGAGGGCAAGAUCACGGUGUAUAUGAACGUGACGCAAAAGAAGAACACGCAUAUUGACAUAUCCUCAGGUUCCAGUCUGAAUGAUGGCCAGUGGCACAGCGUCCACCUGAAUGCUUUGGAGAACUAUGCCAUGCUGACAGUGGAUGGAGACGAGGCAUCCACAGUCAGAACAGCUAUCCCGGUCCAGAUCAUGACGGGGGGAACGUACUACUUUGGAGGUUACUUCCCACAGACGACCACACACACACCCCAGCGCCCCUUUCAGGGCUGCAUGCAGAUGAUCCACAUUGAUGACCAUCUGGCUGACCUCAGAGCUGUGGAACAAGGUCUCAUCGGAAGCUUUGAAAAUGUUAGCCUGGAUAUGUGUGCUAUCGUUGACAGGUGUGUUCCCAACCACUGUGAACAUGGCUCCCGCUGUUCUCAGACAUGGGAUGCAUUCAGCUGCAACUGUACCGGUACUGGAUACACCGGAGCGACUUGCCAUACGUCCAUGUUUCAGCAGUCGUGUGAGGACUACAAGCACCAGGGUAAGACCUCUGGGACUUACUGGAUCGACCCUGAUGGCAGCGGCCCUAUCAGGCCCUUCAAAGUUAUGUGUGACAUGACAGAGGAAAAGGUUUGGACCACAGUGAAGAACAACCUUGCUACUCAGACAUCGGUCACCACUGCUGGCAGGGAGGAGAGCGUUGUGCUGCAGAUCUCCUACAAUGUGACCCAUGAACAGUUGUUUUUGGUCACCAGCAGUGCUGAAAAGUGUGAACAAUACGUGGCCUACGCCUGCAGAAUGUCACGUCUGCUCAACACCCCAGACGGUGAAGCGUUUACUUGGUGGGUAGGACAAGCCAAUGAGAAGCAUUCUUACUGGGGAGGUUCGGGUCCAGGCAUACAGAAGUGUGCAUGUGGAAUUGAACACAACUGUACUGACCCCAAACACGACUGCAAUUGUGAUGCCGAUUCGCACGUCUGGAGAGAGGAUGCAGGAUUGCUGGUGUACAAGGACCAUUUGCCAGUCAGGCAGGUUGUGGUUGGUGAUACCAGCAGAGCUGGAUCCGAUGCCAAGCUGACAGUGGGACCACUCCGAUGCCAGGGGGACCGAAACUACUGGAAUGCUGCAUCUUUCUCCAGUCCUGCCUCCUACCUCCAUUUCUCUUCCUUUAGAGGCGAAACCAGCACUGAUGUCUCCUUCUACUUUAAGACGUCCUCCAGUCAUGGAGUCUUUCUGGAGAGCUCAGGAAGCUCUGACAUUCUUCGUAUUGAACUAAGAGGAGGCUCCAUGGUGUCUUUCUCCUUCGACGUGGGCAGUGAGAGAAUGGAGCUUGUUGUCCGCUCACCGCUGCCGCUAAAUGAUGACCAGUGGCAUCGCGUGGAGGCGGAGAAGAACGUAAAAGAAGUGGUGCUGCAGCUCGACGGACUGCACCGAGAGGUCCGCCUCACCCCUCAGCAGGGCCCCACCAAGCUGGAGUUGUACAGCAACCUGUAUGUCGGUGCCUCAGGAGGCCAGAGAGGUUUUCUGGGCUGCAUUAGAGCACUGAAGAUGAAUGGAUUCACCUUGAACCUGGAGGAGAAGGCGAGAGGAAUUCCGGGUGUGAAUCCCGGCUGCCAGGGCCACUGCCAGAGCUACGGGACGCAGUGCAAGAAUGGAGGCAAAUGUGUGGAGCAGUACAACACCUACUCCUGCGACUGCUCGCUCACGGCGUAUGAUGGACCCUUUUGUACUGAAGACGUGGGGGCCUACUUCGAGACGGGGACCUUGGUGCGGUAUGACUUCUUGCCGGAUGUGGCACCCUCGGUGGUGCAGGAGGGGAAAAGCCUUUCGGGGGUGGGUGUUCCCAUUGAAGCCAACCUGACUCACGAGGAACUCAUCUUCAGCUUCAGCACCUCCAGCGCUCCCAGCAUUCUGGUCUACAUCAGCUCCAGGACUCAGGACUACUUGGCUGUUGUGCUGAGACACAAUGGUACUCUCCAGAUCCGUUACAGACUCGGUGGUCUCCCGGAACCUUUCACCAUAAAUAUUGACCACCGCAACAUGGCUAACGGGCAACCUCACACUGUUAACUUGACACGAAACCUACGGAAGAUACGAUUACAGCUGGACCACUACCCGGCGUCCACAUACACCCUGCCUGCUGCCUCCGACUCUGAAUUCAACUUGAUUAAAAGUCUCUUCCUUGGGAAGGUCUUUGAAACGGGACAGAUAGACCCCAUCCUGAUCGAGCGCUAUAACACUCCGGGCUUUGUGGGCUGCCUGUCAAGGGUGGAGUUGAACGGCGUGGCACCGCUUAAAGCCGCCCUGCGCUCUGGCCAGGCCGCGCCCAUCAGCACCCACGGCAUCCUCGUCCCUUCCAAUUGCGGAGCCUCUCCCCUCACCAUCUCCCCGCUGGCGGAGAGCGACCCCUGGCACGUAGAGACAGCUGGAGCCGUCUUCCCCUUCAGUGAGGACACGUCCAGCAGUCAUGGCGUCAACCGCAACUCUGCCGUUAUUGGAGGAGUGGUCGCCGUGGUGAUAUUCGCCACCUUGUGCAUCAUGGUGUUUGUCAUCCGUCACAUGUUCCGCCACAAAGGAUCCUACCACACCAACGAGGCCAAGGGGGCCGAGUCGGCAGACUGCGCCGAUGCCGCCAUCAUUGUCAACGACCCCGCGUUCACCGAAAGCAUCGACGAGAGCAAGAAGGAGUGGUUCAUCUGAAACCCCCGACAACAAUGAUUGACUCACGACUGUAGGAUGUACUGUAGUAGUACUGAAUGGUACUCUACUCUUUUCUAAAACACAAAUACUGGGAGCUGGAGGACGGCUUGUUUGUAUCCAAACUUUAUGGACACGAACACAUGACGCCAUCUGGGUUUUAUUUCAAGUAUUGAUGGGGAUGAUACGUAUGCAAUAGAUGAUUCUUUUAUUUCUUUACUUAGCAUCCAUCAUAUUUUAACCAUAAGAAUCCGGGAACGUGACCUCUACAUCUUUGUGCCGAGUCACGUACAGGAAGCACUUUGGAGUGGCUGUCCCCAAGCUGAUUGGUUGCCAGGGAAGAUCAUUUUCAAGUCAUUACAAUACUUUAAUAGGCAGUCAAAUAUCACAAAUAUGAACUCUUUACUGGACGGUAUUUCUUCAAUUAAUUCAUAGAAAACAAGCAAGGAAGAAAAAUCACUUUUUGGUGCAAUUGAGUCAAUCUGUCGUAAACGUAAAGAAUACCUGAGCAUGAAGAAUGUAAGACGUAAACUCGCACAUCCUUCACGUCCCAAACAUCUUAUGUGCUGCAUCCACACCAUCCUUUCACUUCAAUUGAGCUUUCUUGCUACACGCCUUCUUCACACAAACGACACUAUUUCAUGUUAGAUCUUUUAUUUUUAUCUUUUAGUUUUGGAGAUAUUUUAUUGUCAAAUAUUCUGUUAUAUUAUAUAUAAUUAUUAUUCUGUUUUUUAAUUUUAUGUAUUUCUUUUAGACAUUUAUCUUAUAUAUUUAUGUUGGUUUAUUUUUCUGAUGUUUAUUUUGCAUAUAUUUAUAUUUAUGUAUUUUGUAAAUUUUAUUACUUUAUAUGUUCGUUUAUUUGGUAUAUUUGUGUAUUUUUACAUUUGUUUUAUGAAUGCCUUUAUUUAUGUAUUCAUCAUUUUUUAUAUUGUUUAUUUUGAUAUAUUUAUCUGUCUAAUAUAUUUGAGCCCAGUGAAUAAUUUGCCUGGUUUGAUCCAUGACUGAAGCCUGAUACGUGUGUGUCAUGCUUUUUUUGUGCCUACACAAGUUUUUUGUCAUGAAAAAACAAAAAGCACUAGUUCCAUUUGUCCUGACAGUUGUAACAAACACGCACACACGCACGUACAUUGAAUGUGUGGAUAAAAAAGUGAGUAUUUCCUGUAAGGAAGUGCACUGGAAUUUUACUUUGAAAAGGUCUGAAGGAAGCAGCUGUUUAUUUCUGUGGAUGUCGGAGAACUUUCCAUACAAACGAUGACUGAUUGCUUUUUGGCGUUUGAUUGUAUUUCGUUGUACUUCAUUGUGAUGUAACGGCAUGCUUCACAAUGCUUCGUAGUAUUACUGUACUUCAUAUGUUCGAUGCCUGACUCUUCUUUUCAUAUCUGACUUGGCAUUUAUUCUGUCUCAUGGUGA